Molecule: messenger RNA, 2908 nt
Organism: Pseudoliparis swirei
Lineage: Eukaryota; Metazoa; Chordata; Actinopteri; Perciformes; Liparidae
Product: transmembrane protein 269-like
Exons: 8
Coding region: 1601-2308 (235 amino acids)
Biological process (GO): phospholipid biosynthetic process
Cellular component (GO): membrane
Molecular function (GO): phosphotransferase activity, for other substituted phosphate groups
Source: RefSeq, a predicted model, not a curated record
UCCUGCCGGUUGAAAAAAUGGAGGACAAGAUUAUUAUCGCCGUCUGUGGGCACCCCGAACUUUACGAUACAACUCUUUAUGCUUACCGAAACCGGAGCUAUAAAGAUAAAGCGUGGAACAAGGUCGGAGAAGCCGUGGGACUACCUGGUAAAUUUUGAAUCUGUGAGCCAGACACAAUCAUGAUCCUGCUGUCUCCCUUCUCUGACAAACGGAUUGACAAAUCACGGUGAAGGUUUCGUGUGACCCGACACCCGACACGUCGCCCCUCCGUUCCUCUGUGUGUCAGACGGGAGGAAGGAGGAGCAGGAGGAAACCCGACUGAUUCAUCCACGAGUUUAAACUGAUUUCUGCUCCCUAUUUUCGCGGAGAAAUAAUUGUUUUAAAAACGGAAACAGUGUUAAACCGCACUGCCGCGAUUUGACACUCAGAGGAGUGUAAAAACUUCAACGAACACCGGAAGUAAACAAAGUUGCGUUAAUUGCGUUAAAAUAUUUUAGUGCGUUAACGCGGCCAAAUUAAUCGCAUAGAUUAACGCGUUAACGCUGACAGCCCUAGUAAUUAUUAUACAUGAUGUAGGGGUAUAGACAUUAACACCAUCACUUGAUGUUAGUAGUUCAAAUCUUUACAGUAAAGAUAUAUGCUGGUACAUUACAUAGUCCACACAGUUUGAGUAUAGUUUAUAGUGAUAGCAUGUUUUAUUGUUGAUAUUCACUCGUUUACAUAUAUACUGUGGAAUCACAUUACAGAAUCAUAAGCCACAUCCAAUAGAAUGUACAGGAAUACAUGUUAAAUGACUGGUGUAUAGUAUUUACACUUAAUUAAAAUAUUAUUGUCUUUUCUCCUUGACUUUAUGUCAUUAUCAUAAAACACAGUUAACUCAGUGAAAAUGUAAACAGUCUAUAUUUCAAGCCAGAUUUUCCCCGCUCAGAAUUGUUUUCCUUGUUUUCAUUUAGUUUUUUAAGUUUUUACCAGUUACUGUAACAUAGCUAAUAAUUGCAUAACCAGGGCCUUCCCAUCAUGCUUUGCAGUCAUUAGGCAGCAAUCCAGAAUCGGAGACUUGCUUGAACUUGACUGUCUCGGCCUUUAUCCCCUUUUUAUUUGUGACCAAGUCUUAAGUGGUUAGAGCAACGCUUGGCAGUGAGAGCUGCAACCUCACUGGCUUUGCACAUGGAGCUGCAUGUCAUGUGUGCCUCCCUAAUUAUAUUUACUGUGACACAUUAAUCAACCCAUGGGUAAAUGUGUUAACGUUAGCUAACGCUAAAUUUCAGCUGUGGUCCCUGUGGCCAGAUGUUACAACCUUCACUAAAGGAGAGAGAGGUUAACACAGUAACAUAAUAAAAAAGCAAUAAACAUACAGGUUACAAUAAAAUACUGGCCUCAUCAUAAAAUCAUUAAAAAAAAGACUAAGUAUUUACACAAUCACUGAGGAGGGAGACACAAUUCAUGCUCACACAUCUGACUGGUAAAAAGCCAGUUCUUCAGGCCGUGUUUAAAAGAGUAAAAAGUUCUGCUCGUGCGUAUAUUCAGAGGCAGGGCAUUCCAGAGCUGUCCUGCUUUCACUGAAAAUGCAGACUGACGAAAAGAACUCCUCCUAAAUGGGAUGACGCAGUCGCCUCUCCACAGAUCUGGUCUCCGUGAUGACACCACGCGACUCCAGAUCAAGGAGUUUGCACGUAAAAAUGCAGCCAAUGCUCUGUCUGUUGCUAACAUGGUCAUGGGCAUAUCCUCCAUUCUGAGCAGUCUAAAUGGGCACCAUCAUGCUGCCUGUUGGCUGGUUCUGAUUGGCUACCUUCUGGAUUCGGCAGAUGGAGCCGUUGCCAGGCUACUCGGUGCCUGCUCUGCACUGGGUGCGAAGCUCGAUGAUUUUUCUGACUUCACGACCUUUGGGAUUGCCACCGCAUUGCUCCUAAGGACAUCUGACCUGCUGGACAACAUCCUAUGUGUGUGUUACAUCCUGUCUGUGUUUGUCCGUCUGUGUUUCUUUUCAAGUGGGAUCCCAUUCGUGUAUCGUGGACUGCCCUGCGUCUACUCCUCAGCCAUCCUGGCCAGUGCCUCACUGCUGUCAGGGGGAAAUCUGGCCUUGCUGCGUAUCAUUGCAGUGGUCAUGAUCCCCUUUAUGAUCAGCCAGAACUUCUACCCCCAUGACAGAGUACUGGAGUCCCAGGCCUGGAAGAAAGCAGUCUUUGCUGGAGGAGUUGUCAUGGUGUUCUGCUCAUCCUUCCCCACUGCAAGUGUGUACUAUAUGUUGUGGUCUGUCUCCUUCAUGUUGUUCCCGAAUUCCCUUUGGAGCUGUAAGGGUGAGAGUUAAAGUGAGGGGUGAGAAGUGCAUUUGAAUAUUAUUAAAGUUAGGAUGAGCCUUCAUGCUGUCUUUUGUCUGUGCUGCAUUUUGUCAGAUGGUUUGUUCCACAAAUGUUUUUUAACCCUUGUAUUGCCUUAGGGUCAUUUUGACCCGAAUCAAUAUUACACCCUCCCCCCGCCCUAGGAUUAAUUUGACCCCAUUCAAUGUUUAAUGUCGGUGUUCUUUCGGUAGUCAACAAACAAACAAAGUGCCUCACACUUAAACUUGGAAAACAAUAUUAAUUCUAAUAAUUUUCUGGAGCUUUUAAUUGCUGGCGUCAAAUUGAACCCAAAGGGUAAAAUAUGUUAGUAAAUAUAAAGGUAACAGGAGGGUGAAACAUUGAAUCGGGUCAAAAUGACCCAAAGGCAACACAAGGGUUAAAGUUCAUCUCCUGUGUAAUCUCUCACUUCAAAAUGAACCAGUCUUUCGUCAAUGUUGUGAACAUGCAGCAGUAGUAUACAUCAUAUGCACACACAAUAUAAAAAAGAAUAAUUUGAAACUAAGUAAUUAAACAAUUUUAAUCAAGUGUUGCUUCUGAUUUUGUGAAAUAAAAUAUUCAUUAAACCCUUA